GUCACCGGCAAACCAGACGGCGACAACAUGGCGGAGCGGAGGAGACAUAGGAAGCGGAUCCAGGAAGUUGGUGAGCCGUUCAAAGAGGAGAAAGCUGUAGCCAAAUACCUACGUUUCAACUGUCCAACAAAAUCUACCAACAUGAUGGGCCACAGAGUUGAUUAUUUUAUUGCCUCAAAAGCUGUGGACUGCCUUUUGGAUUCUAAAUGGGCAAAAGCCAAGAAGGGAGAAGAAGCCUUAUUUACAACUCGAGAGUCUAUAGUUGACUAUUGCAACAGACUCCUAAAGAAACAGUUCUUUCACCGAGCAUUGAAAGUGAUGAAAAUGAAGCCUGAUAAGGACGCAAAAAAAGAGAAAGAGAAAGGGAAGACUGAGAGUGGGAAAGAGGAUGAGAAAAAGAGCAAGAAGGAAAGUGGCAAAGAUGAAAAGACUAAGAAGGAGAAAGAGAAGGAAAAGAGAAAGGAUGGUGAGAAAGAAGAGUGCAAGAAGGAUGAGAACCCAGGAACACCCAAGAAAAAGGAAACCAAGAGAAAAUUUAAACUUGAGCCACAUGAAGAUCAAGUUUUUCUGGAUGGAAAUGAGGUGUAUGUGUGGAUCUAUGACCCAGUUCAUUUUAAAACAUUUGCCAUGGGACUUGUUCUUGUGAUUGCGGUUAUAGCUGCAACUCUCUUCCCGCUUUGGCCUGCAGAGAUGCGAGUAGGUGUUUAUUACCUCAGCGUAGGCGCAGGCUGUUUCGUAGCCAGUAUUCUCCUCCUUGCUGUUGCCCGCUGCAUUCUCUUCCUUAUUAUUUGGCUGAUAACUGGAGGAAGGCAUCACUUCUGGUUUUUGCCAAAUCUGACAGCAGACGUGGGUUUCAUUGACUCCUUCAGGCCCCUGUACACACACGAAUACAAGGGACCAAAAGCAGACUCAAAGAAAGAGGAGAAAUCAGAGUCCAAAAAGCAGCCGAAGUCUGACAGUGAGGAGAAAUCAGAUAGUGAGAAAAAGGAAGAUGAGGAUGGAAAAGUCGAAGCAACAGGCAACUCAGGAGCAGAUGGCUCUGGAGGGGAGCGGCAUUCAGACACAGACAGUGAUAGGCGUGAGGAUGACCGAUCCCAGCAUAGUAGUGGAAAUGGAAAUGAUUUUGAAAUGAUCACAAAAGAGGAACUUGAACAGCAAACUGAUGAAGGAGAUUGUGAGGAAGAGGAGGAGGAGGAGGAGGAGGAGGAAGAAGAAGAAACUAGGCCUUUACAUGAAAAAUCCUAACUCACUAUAGUUUUGAGACUGAAUAUGUGCAAAACAAUUGGAUUUUCUUCAUUGGCUGAUCACCAAAAUGUAGUUACAGUAACAUUCUUUCCAUUUGUUUGCUGAAAUACACGUUAUCCAAACAGUUUUAUAUCUAGUUUCUUCAUUUAAAAAAAACUAUUAGCUUGAUUACUUGGUACAAUCUGAAGUCAUUAAUACACAUUUACAAAAGUUUUGUCAAUUUGACAAGUUUUCUGUCAGAUCCUAUAAUUUGUCUAGAUAGUCCUCAAACCUUCCGAAGAACAUAGUUUCCCUAGUGUCAUUUUCUGGUACUUGCAUAACUUUUCAGUAAGUAUAGCCUACUCAGAAUAGCUUUGUAAAAUGGUAAACGUUGAAUGACCAAAUCUCACAUUAUUCCUAGUAUAUUCAUUUGAUAGCUAGUUAAGUAAAGCACUUCUUAGCUCAUGGCUCUCUUGACAUUUUCCUUGAUCUUUAUAAAAUUGUAAGAAAGAACUUUAAGACAACUAGUUUUAGCAGAAGGUAAUUUUAAAGUAUUUUGCUAGACAUACAAGCUGGUAGUGCUUAUUUGGCUGCAGUGUUUUCAGUUGUGUACAAAUUGUGUACCACCAACUUAAGAAAUCCAAACUGUUUUGUACAUCUGGUUCAGAGAAAGAUGUCAUCUCGAGGAGGCAAAGGGAACAGCAUAGUUUGGAAGCUAUGGCUGUCUUCUUUUCCCCCUCACUUCCCCCACCAUCAUAAUUCAAG
Molecule: messenger RNA, 1989 nt
Organism: Emys orbicularis (European pond turtle)
Lineage: Eukaryota; Metazoa; Chordata; Testudines; Emydidae
Gene: SEC62
Product: SEC62 homolog, preprotein translocation factor
Exons: 8
Coding region: 28-1245 (405 amino acids)
Biological process (GO): post-translational protein targeting to membrane, translocation
Cellular component (GO): endoplasmic reticulum; endoplasmic reticulum membrane
Source: RefSeq, a predicted model, not a curated record